AUGGCUGACACGCCGGUCCGCCUCGGCUAUGAGGCUUUCGAGGUCAUCAAAGUCCCCGGCUCUACCGUGCAAUACGCAUCGAGAUAUCCUGCAUGGCGGCCAAGCGCUGACCUGCCCCCCGGUGUGGAGGAACAGCCGACCAAGACAAAAACGAAAAAGUCCACCACGCCAGGCGUCUUUGGUGGUGUCGUGUAUGCGCAGGCGCCGCUGGCUGCAGCGCGAGCUAUCGAGUUGGAGGAAAGGCAGUCGCAGGCACCUAGAAAAGGCUACAUGGGAAUACAUUCUAUACAAGGUGUCUUUACUGUUGCUGGCCAUUCUGAUCGGCCCUUUGUGCAUGAGGUAACGGCUAUGCACACGGGCAAGUCGUUUGCAACAAGACUGGUGCAGACAAGACAGCCAAAAACGCCAUCAGUCAUAGAUCAAGAAACGGGAACUUUCGAUCCCUCUGAUGCAACCAAAGAGCUGAACGGGGUGUGCUUUACGUGUCUCACCACGUUCAAACGGUCCGUGCCUUCUCCCGACAAUGUCCAGGAAAAGCAAUCGCCACAGGUUCGCUUCGCCAGCAUCCUCGCAAAGAAACGCCCACAAGAGUGGCAGCGACCCUACAUUGUCCACAUUGACUCGGUGCAGGAGCAAGUCGUACGCAGCGGGCAGAAGCCCGGCCCGGGCACCUUUCCCGUGCUGGAAAUGUACCGCGUCGACCUGUCAGACUACAACAAGGAUAAGGCGGUGCCGGAACGGCGUGAGCUGGUUCUCUAUCGACCAUAUGAGCCGAUCCCCCGAGACGACCCAAACGGCCACAUUGUCUGCCACGCUUUCGAAGCCGACAGAAACGGCAUCACCAUGCUCGGCUGCCACCUGGGCUACGGAAACAGAUGGGGCAGGGCGGCCAGCUUGAGCUACGCCUUUUACGUGCACGUCAAUGCGGAGGACGCGGUCAUGAGCGGCGACGGCUGGUGGGUUCAAGAGGCGUCCUGGCCGCGGGUUGCUGCUGGCCGCUGCACCAUGGUGUCCAAGAUUUGGAGCCCAGAGGGCAAGCAUGUUGCGUCGGGAUAUCAGGACGGCAUGGUGGUGCCCGAAGACCCUACCCUAACCAACACAGAGGGGCAUGUGGGAACCGCUGGUAUGUUUGUGACAAACCCCCAGCAUCUUGGCAUCUCCAAGGCAAUAUGA
Messenger RNA from Beauveria bassiana ARSEF 2860, 1173 nucleotides. Its product is annotated as acyl-CoA thioesterase II. Lineage: Eukaryota; Fungi; Ascomycota; Sordariomycetes; Hypocreales; Cordycipitaceae. Gene Ontology annotation, biological process: acyl-CoA metabolic process; fatty acid catabolic process. Gene Ontology annotation, molecular function: fatty acyl-CoA hydrolase activity. The coding region runs from base 1 to 1173 and encodes 390 amino acids. The transcript is spliced from 3 exons. The record is from RefSeq and is a predicted model, not a curated record. Gene Ontology annotation, cellular component: peroxisomal matrix.